Molecule: messenger RNA, 2250 nt
Organism: Xyrichtys novacula (pearly razorfish)
Lineage: Eukaryota; Metazoa; Chordata; Actinopteri; Labriformes; Labridae
Source: the annotation of a GenBank genome assembly
AUGAGUUCGGAUGUUUUGGUGUCCAGGCCACUCUAUGACAGCAGAGCUGUGGCUCAGGGGGUGCCAGAGAAAAGUCCACCUGAGGAGGUUCCGCAGCUGUCCUCGGGCUCAGCCACAGCGGGGUACCGCUCCGCUAAAUACACACCGGCCGAGUGGUUCUCCAACUAUCGCACCAUCAUCCAGCAGGCUGGUGCCGACCGCCGGGAAGCCCACAGCAUCCAACGGCACUCCAAAAGUCUGUACCAGGACGCCGAGGAAGUCACCCAGAAGACCCAGGCUGAGGGGACUCGACUCCUCGGGGACAGACUGCAAGACAUCCACUGCUGGAAGUCCGAGCUGCAGCGGCACAUCGAGCAGCUGCUGAACGACACGUCGGCGCUGCUGGCACUGAAGACCAGGCUGGAGAAGGCGCUCGACGCCACCGAGACUCCGUAUGCCAUCACCACUGACAAUCUGAACUGUAGAGCAAGAAGACUUGGACCAGACCUUGUCAAGGACUCUGUGGAGGAGGAGCUGCUGAAGGUGAUCAGUAACCCUGUAAUAAAUGUCAAACUGCUAUGGUGAAACUGUGGAUGACACGAAAGAUACUAGCCAGUAGCUCAAUGUGGUAUAACAAAAAACAAUGAAUAGCUUAAAUAGAAUAAAGUCUUAAGAUCUAAAUGCAAUGAUGGAACAAACUGUUUCAACAAUAAGAUUAAAAAUCGACUUUUUAGAGUAUUAAACGUAACUCAAAAAACUUGCAAUCCAACUACACACGUGUUGUGAAAUAAUAUUAAAUUACCAAAAUGGCAUCGUAUCACAUUUUAUCCACUGGGUGGAUUCCAGGUUGACAUUUUCUUACAUUUUUUUGUACUGCAAGCCUUGAGGACACUUUUCUAUGCGUCCAAAAACACCAGCAGAGAGUGCACUAUGGCCCACACUUACAUAAAGUGUCACUGUGUCUUUUUUAGGAAGUGGAUUUGAUUAGGAGCAUUCAGGCUCUUCUAAAGACAACUAUAGCUCAGGUCGUCACUCAGAUCAAGUGAGUCUACUUAUCUGUUAAAGUUAAACAAUUCAUCACCCAUAAGUUAUCUUUUUAUUAUUAUUAAGAGGAUCAUGUUCAACAGUGACCAAUAAAUGUGUCUUUGUAUGGAUCAGGUUGAACAGAGAUGUCAAGCAGACGCUAGAGAUGGACUGGUCUGAUAAGUACCAGGCCUACAGCUUUGAUGAUCACAGUGGAAGAUACAGCAACAUGAGUCCAGAUACACUGCACCAUCCCAGUUCUGCUACCAUGCAGGACCAGUGAGUAUACAUGAGUAUAAUGUGCGCCAUUAAAAGAUUAAGUCAAAUGGAACAGGAGAAAUGAGAAAAAUGUACCAAACUUUCUUGCAUGUCUUCUCCUGGUCUGUGUCAGGGUGUGCAACCGUACAGCGUGGAUCAAGUUUACUCAGGACAACUUGUCCAGGGCCAUACAGGAGGAGCAGGCCACUACCAGUCUCAGGUUAGUGUCUGUGAGUGUCCACAUGAACAAGACUUAAAUGAUACAAAGUUUAUGGUAAAAAUAUAGUGAUGGUGUUUGUGUGACAGAGCACUGGUGGAGCAAGUGCUACUGGACAUCACAGAGGAUCUGAGAGACCAAUGCUCCAACGUGGACCGAGCCUUCAGCCGGCGCUGUGAGGAGCUGAUAGAGGCCAAGACUCAGCUGGAGAUGAAGCACGCACAGGUAAUCAACAAAAACUGAACUGGACUUCUUGUCGGAUGAGUUCAGUGCUGAUUAUCUGCUGUGUGAUUUUGCGCAGAUCUUGGAUCAGAUUGGGGCCCAGGAGAAGAACAUUGUGGCCCUACAGCAGGCUAUCUACAACAAAGAAGCUCCACUGAGAGUUGCCCAGUCCAGGCUUUACCUCCGCUCCCUCAGACCUAACAUGGAGCUCUGCAGAGAUGAACCUCAGCUCAGGUACACACACAAACACACACACACACACACACACACACACUCUGUCUCACUGUAAGACUAUGUCUCAUGUCUGUUUCUUUUCGUUUGCUCCCUGUGUGUGUAGUCUGGAGGGGGAGGUGCAGCAGAUUGAUGUCACUCUGGCUUCUCUGCACCAGCAGCUGAGUGAUGCCAGAGGCUCCCUGUCCCACCUGGAGGAGUCACGCAUUACAGUCGAGAAGGACAUGAACUGUAAAACUCACUCUCUGUUCAUCGACAGAGACAAGUGCAUGACUCAUCGUAAAAGAUACCCAACCAUCGGCACCCUGUCAGGAUACUAA